GAAAACGGCCGUGCCAGGAUGACAAGCUCCGCGUUAGCUUUCAUCGCUGUGUGGUCCCUUAUUGGCACUGCCUCAUGCCAGUUCAGGGUGCCUCUAAUGCUGGUUGAGUCCAACUGGACUUCUUCGUUUGGAAGGGCGCAUACACCGAUUCACGAACAUCUUGACAAUCAUGUGAACAUGGACUACAUCGGCGAGGUGAAGCUGGGUACACCAGCUCAAACAUUCCGCAUCAUCUUCGACACGGGAUCAGCUGACUUCUGGGUUCCAUCCGUUAGGUGUACGGACGGCUGCCAGGAUCGCAGGAAGUACGACCCUUCGCAUUCAAGUUCGCACAUUCCGGACGGCAAGCAGGUGUCCAUUAAGUACGGCAGCGGCGAGGUACGUGGUGUGGUCGGCUCCGACACCCUGCAAUUGGGCGAAGGGGUGGUGCCCGCACAGCCAUUCGCCGAAAUUACGCAUGCGUCGCCAGGUAUCUUCCACCCCGAACCAUUUGACGGAACGAUCGCCCGGGACGUUCCCUUCGAUGGCCUCAUCGGGCUCGCCUACCCUAAGGUGUCCUCGCUAAAAGUGAAGCCGGUGUUCGACGCCAUCAUGGAGAAGAAGCUGGUGCCCCAGUCCGUUUUCUCCUUCUACCUGGGAAGCACCACGAGUGCCAGACCCGCCGGUGAAUUAGUACUCGGAGGCAUCAACCAUGAACGCUUCAAGGGCAGCUUGCAUUACGUAGCUGUGAGCAAGAAGCGCCACUGGGAAUUUCAGAUGGACCACGUUCAAGCUGGAAAAGAGAAACGCUUCUGUGUCGGCGGCUGCUGGACAGUGGUUGAUUCGGGGUCUUCGUUCAUCGAAGGACCCGGCGAGGAAAUCGACAGGAUCAACCGGAUUAUAGGUUCCCAGAAGACAGAGCAUGGGAAGUAUGUCGUCGACUGCAAAACAGUUAGCAAGUUGCCGAAGCUUAUCUUCACCAUAGGCGGUAGACAGCACACUCUCAAGGGAGCCGACUACACAUUAAAGCUGCAAACAUCCGACCACCAGGUACGAUGCUACGCCGGCUUUGGAACCACUGAUGACUAUGGAACAAAGAAGCCUUUGUGGAUCCUGGGCCAAGUUUUCAUGCGGAAGUUCUACACAGUCUUUGACCGAGAUGCUGACAGAAUAGGAUUCGCAGAAGCACGUUAGCGGCAUGUGAACGCGCCCCGUGUGGUUCUUGAGAGCUGCGUUCCGGUGGGAUGAUGAAAUCAAAUGUACAUUGAAAUGCAUGGAAUAUUCAGAUGGCGUGCUCUAGGUUCCCGACAACGUGAAUGCGUUGGGAAGGCUUGGAUAAUCAUUUAAGAAAAGCUAAAGACCAACGCAAAGUUUAUGGUGGUGCCAGUUUUGUUUAAACAUUCUCAUUUUUAAUUUCCCGUUACGAUGUUUUUUGAAUGCAGAACAGGAAAAGAAAACCCUCGAACCCCUGAGCGUAUGCACGUCAUUGUGACGCUCACUUGAAAUCUGUGAAUACACGAAUUAAAUACUGAAAUCAUCGACACUCCAGAGUGACGUCAGGGGUUUCAAAGCAUCAUAUUACAGCCGGGCAGUUGUGGUGAAGUAAGCAUUAACAGUUUUUUCUAUACGUUCAAUAUUUAGCCCCGCUAAUUAAUAUUCAACAAAUGAUUCAAGGGACUUCAUUUGAAAUAAUCAACCAAUUAAACAGUACACAUGCUCAUA
Molecule: messenger RNA, 1701 nt
Organism: Rhipicephalus microplus (southern cattle tick)
Lineage: Eukaryota; Metazoa; Arthropoda; Arachnida; Ixodida; Ixodidae
Product: cathepsin D
Biological process (GO): proteolysis; cell death
Cellular component (GO): lysosome
Molecular function (GO): aspartic-type endopeptidase activity
Source: RefSeq, a predicted model, not a curated record